AUGGCCCAGCUGUCAAACUUUGCCAACGUUACUUCGGUGCUUGGCGCAGCAGACAUAGUGAUCCGUUCGGCGAAAGCCCUUUACGGUUUCAUGGAACAAAUCGCAACGGCACCGGAAGACCGUCUUCUAGUGGAAUCAACCUUGGAAAAAGUCAAUGAGGCGGUUUCAGGAGCUCAGAAAUACGCGAAACAAUAUCGAAGUUCGGUAUACGUCGUAGAAGACAGCCUCGAACCUUUAGAAGAGCUCGAAAACCUCCUCAAAACCUGCGACUCUGAAAUCAAGCAGCUUCAUAACGUCAUCAAGGCAUUUACGCUUGUUCCAAGAACCAUGUUUCAAGAUCUUAGGCUUCUGUGGGGAUAUGUCUCGAGAGAAGAGGCAAUCAAAAAGGCGUGUGACCGGUUACAGGGGCAGAUGGUGCUAAUGAUGCUGAAUCUAAAGGUUACCAGCGGAAAGCAUGAUAUCAUCCUGCGAGAAAAAGUCAAAGCAGUGGAUAGAAACAUCGCAAAUGUUCUGUCUCAGCAAGAUAAAGGAUUUCAAGCCAGCCAACAGGUUCCAUAUCUCAUUGGCUCGUUCCACACAGAAAAUAAUAUCAGAUCUGGGCUACCGGUCGACGAGGUAUCUCGCCAUCUCAUACCGCCGUCGAGUACUAUGAUGGAAACCACCGAUAUUUCGUUCAAGGGCAGAGGCCUGGAAUAUCUAAUUGUGCCGCUGAGCCAGGUCCCGCUCUAUCUUCCUAAUGUAUUUCAAACGCUGAUCUUGGAGAGACGAAUACUCUCGAGGGCCGAUCGAGAUUGGAUUUGUACGGAGCUAACUCAUUUGCUCGCAUCUGCUCAUGAAGCAGCUGCGCGCUCUUUGCGGAACUCGAAACAAACAAGUGUGUCCAAUCAUCAUUUUCUAUCCUUGAUGCCUAUGGAUUGCGAGACAGGUGGUCGCAGAACGAAAAUUGCCACGUCGACGUUCUAUAAACAUUUCCCUGAAACCGGCGCAAUCGGAACAUCCCGAUUUCAUGGCACAGUUAAAACUCCAGGGAUAUUCUUGCUGUUAUCUCGGGGCUGGGAAUCCGUGAAUUCGCCGCCGCAACUAACACGUUUCGUCCAUGAGGUGAACGUCGUUUCUUAUAAGUCAGAAGUUUUUCAAUGUGUGCGGCGAAAUGAUGUGGCAGGCUUACGACGACUCUUUGCAGCCAGAGAGGCCUCACCAUUUGAUUACACUGAAUAUGGACGCUCGCUUCUCUGCGAGGCUGCUUUGGGUCUUAACCUCGAAUUUGUUGAGCUGCUCCUGGAACAGGGCGCGGAUUCCGUUAAUUGUCACCUUGGAUCAUCUAAUCUCACAGACCUGUCUUACGUGAUCUGGAGAAAUUACUUCUUUUCCAAAAUAUCUUACUCUACCAUUCGAAAACAUCUACCUUUGACUGCCAAAGCAAUCGGACAACGCUUUGGUAUUGACUGGGGAUGCGAGUUGGAGAAGAUCUCCGAGGGAAGAAAGAUACCAUUUAAUGAUUCUGAGUCGUCACAACUUCAAACAAUUCUCGCGAGGCUACUUCACCAAAAGUGUCAUGGGACUAUUCAUGUCACAGUCCUUGACUACAAUGUGCUUGAAGUAGUACGCAAGUGGCAUUUGAAGCUUUGUAAUGAAGGUGACAGCUUGGUGGAGGUAGUGGUUUCGUAUUAUAGCAAGAGACUUGUACUUUGA
This is a messenger RNA of Talaromyces proteolyticus, 1692 nucleotides long. RefSeq lists its product as uncharacterized. The record is from RefSeq and is a predicted model, not a curated record. NCBI's taxonomy places the organism in Eukaryota, Fungi, Ascomycota, Eurotiomycetes, Eurotiales, Trichocomaceae. The transcript has 6 exons. The coding region runs from base 1 to 1692 and encodes 563 amino acids.